Messenger RNA from Microcebus murinus (gray mouse lemur), 1116 nucleotides. It is a transcript of the gene TMEM38B, whose product is annotated as transmembrane protein 38B. Gene Ontology annotation, molecular function: identical protein binding; potassium channel activity. The record is from RefSeq and is a predicted model, not a curated record. Gene Ontology annotation, cellular component: membrane. Gene Ontology annotation, biological process: potassium ion transmembrane transport. Lineage: Eukaryota; Metazoa; Chordata; Mammalia; Primates; Cheirogaleidae.
GCGCACGCGCAGGGCUCGAGCUGGCGCGGCCGAGCGCGCGGCCGCGGGGCCCCUCCCCCAGCCCUCACCGCGCACGCUGGGAACCCGUCGCCGCGGCUGCUUCGGCCGCCGCGGUCGGUCGUCGUUAUGGAGUCUCCGUGGGAUGAGCUGGCUCUGGCCUUCUCCCGCACGUCCAUGUUCCCCUUUUUUGACAUCGCCCACUAUCUAGUGUCCGUGAUGGCUCUGAGGCAUAAGCCGGGAGCAGCGGCAAUGGCAUGGAAGAAUCCUCUUGCAAGCUGGUUUACUGCUAUGCUCCACUGCUUUGGUGGAGGAAUUUUAUCCUGUAUACUGCUUGCAGAGCCUCCAUUGAGGUUUCUUGCAAACCACACUAAUAUAUUAUUGGCAUCUUCAAUUUGGUAUAUUAUAUUUUUUUGCCCAUGCGACCUAGUUUCCCAGGGCUAUUCAUUUUUACCUGUUCAACUCCUGGCUGCAGGAAUGAAGGAAGUGACCAGAACUUGGAAAAUAGUAGGUGGAGUCACACAUGCUAAUAGCUAUUACAAAAAUGGCUGGCUAGUCAUGAUAGCUAUUGGAUGGGCCCGAGGUGCAGGUGGUACCGUUAUCACAAAUUUUGAGAGCUUGGCAAAAGGUGAUUGGAAACCAGAAGGUCAUGAAUGGCUGAAGAUGUCCUACCCUGCCAAGGUAACCCUGCUGGGGUCAGUUAUCUUCACAUUCCAGCACACCAAACAUUUGGCAAUAUCAAAGCAUAAUCUUAUGUUCCUUUAUACCAUCUUCAUUGUGGCCACAAAGGUAACCAUGAUGAUUACACAGACUUCUACUGUGAGUUUUGCUCCUUUUGAAGAUACAUUGAGUCGGAUGCUGUUUGGCUGGCAGCAGCAGUUUUCGUGUGAAAAGAAAAAUGAAGCAAAAUCAUCUUCCAAUGGCACUGGGUCAUUGGCCUCCAAACCUGCAGAUGAUAGUUCAGAUAAGGUUAAAAAGAAACAUGCUAAGAAGACUGAAUAAAUUUACUUAAUGAACUCUAGAAGGCAAAAUUUUUUUUUCUUAUCUACCUGUCAGUUUGUGAUAAUAUUUCUAUGUAAAUGAUGUGAAAUAAAGAUUAUACAUAAGGAAUGGAGGUGA